Molecule: messenger RNA, 771 nt
Organism: Trypanosoma cruzi
Lineage: Eukaryota; Euglenozoa; Kinetoplastea; Trypanosomatida; Trypanosomatidae
Product: mucin-associated surface protein (MASP), putative
Exons: 1
Coding region: 1-771 (256 amino acids)
Source: RefSeq, a predicted model, not a curated record
AUGACGAUGAUGAUGACUGGCCGUGUGCUGCUGGUGUGUGCCCUCUGCGUGCUGUGGUGCGGCGUUUCGGUGGUGAUGGCGGAGGCCGGCGGCGGUGAUGCGGAAGAGAAUAUGGUCUUAACUUGGUAUCCUGAGACUAAGAAGGGUUGCGAGAACCAAAGUACGAAGGAAGGAAAGUUGAAUAAGUCAGCGUUUAAGAGCUGUAUGCAUGAAUCGAUGAAGGAGAUUUGCGACGCUUAUUAUAGUGAGAUGCCGAGUACAUCUCGUGAGCCUGCAGCUGUGGAGAUUUGCAACAAUUACACUGGCGAUCCAGAGAAGGCCGACGAUGCCUCAAAAUCGCAAGACAAAUCGCCGCAUGAUGCGGUAACACCGGAGGCAGUAACAACUCCAGAAACAGCAAAGGUCGAUGCAGCAGAAAUGGGAUCAACACCGGGAGUACCAGCGGGUGAUUCACCAGCAAAUCCAACAGAAGGGCCACACUCAACCUCAGCUGCCACCGAUACUGCAAAUAGUGAAGCUGAAAAGGACGGUAAAAAAGUGACGCUGAAGAAUGCACCGGAAUCCAACGCCACAAGGAAAGAAGAAGUAGAAGAGGGUGAAAAGAAUCACAAUAGUGCGAAGGAAACACCAGUCGACGCCGAUACAAUGAAAAAUGUCACGACGACUGCCGGGAAUGACGGCAGCACCGCGGUCUCCCACACCACCUCCCCUCUUUUGUUUCUUCUUGUUGUUGUUGCGUGUGCGGCUGCGGCUGCGGUGGUGGCCGCGUGA